GUGUGUGCAGUCUCUCUCGCAGCUGCUGAAGGAGCGGGAUGAGCUGCGUGAGGAGCUGCAGAGGAUGAGAGCAGAUCUGCAGAGAGAGAGACAGGAGCGAGAGCGACAGAGAGAGGAGAACAGCAGGAUGAUGGAGGAGCGACGGGAGCUGGAGGCCAGAGUCACACUUCUGCAGGAGCGAUGUGAGCAGCUGACCUCCAGAGUCAGUGAACUGGAGCAGAGGAGCAGAGCGGAGCGAGAACAGCAGCAGGACGGAGCAGAGGACGAGCAGAAGAAGAGCAAGAGAAAGACAGAGAACGGUCUGCGUUUGGAGGAUCUGGAGGCUCCGCUGCUGCGGUCAGAUGCCAGCGACACCAGCGUAGACGACGUGAGGCAGUACAUGUGGAAUGAGAGCGUGUCUCUCUUCAGGGCUCGUCAGUUUCUGGAGCGGCAGAGCGCUCACAUGUUUGACAGACAGGCAGCGCUGCGGAUGGCUCACAGCAGUCUGAAGGACCCCACGCCUGGGAGCUCAACACAGCAGCAGCUCUACCACAACCUGCAGCAGGUGUGAGUGUGUGAGUGUGAGCGUGUG
Molecule: messenger RNA, 571 nt
Organism: Sinocyclocheilus rhinocerous
Lineage: Eukaryota; Metazoa; Chordata; Actinopteri; Cypriniformes; Cyprinidae
Product: centrosomal protein of 164 kDa-like
Exons: 3
Coding region: 65-550 (161 amino acids)
Source: RefSeq, a predicted model, not a curated record